Mastomys coucha (southern multimammate mouse) is the source of this 2688-nucleotide messenger RNA. It is a transcript of the gene Rcc1, whose product is annotated as regulator of chromosome condensation 1. The record is from RefSeq and is a predicted model, not a curated record. The transcript is spliced from 12 exons. Bases 389 to 1771 code for a protein of 460 amino acids. Gene Ontology annotation, cellular component: cytoplasm. NCBI's taxonomy places the organism in Eukaryota, Metazoa, Chordata, Mammalia, Rodentia, Muridae. Gene Ontology annotation, molecular function: guanyl-nucleotide exchange factor activity.
GGGGAGGUGGGGAGGGGGCAGCAGCCUUCACACACCGUAGCCCGUCCUUAACCCCCACCCACCCUGUGUCACUCGGUCGUUUGUCGCCUGAUGUUUCCGUACCGCAGGGGAACAAUGGUGACAAAAGCGGGCCUCCGUGGCCUUUGCGGGGCUCGGGGGCUCCCUGGCGAGACGUCCAUGGGUCCACAGUUAGGAUCUCUUGAGAUCAGCAAAGUAUGCCCGUGGAACUUGAGCGUCGCUGCUACCAAGUCUUUGGUUCAUCAGAAAUUGAGUCCCCUGGCCACGUGUGCCAUGGCACAAGCUGAGGGUAUGAAACAGACCGGGAACUCCAAAGCGGAAGCCGUAACCGGGCAGUGGAGGGUUGGGCAUAGCUUUCCAGGACAAGAAGAUGCCACCCAAGCGCAUAGCUAAGAGAAGGUCACCCCCAGAGGAUGCCAUCUCCAAAAGCAAGAAGGUGAAAGACACUCGUAACCGCCGUCCUGCUACUCGCUCCUGCCAAGGGCUGGAUUUAAAGCCAGCAACGGGCUCUUGUAAAUAUGGGAGGUCUGCAGAGCCAGCUAGUGUUGGUAGAGUAACAGUCUCACACAGGUCCCACAACACAGAACCAGGCUUGGUGCUGACACUGGGCCAGGGCGACGUGGGCCAGCUGGGCCUGGGUGAGAGUGUGCUGGAGAGGAAGAAGCCGGCCUUGGUACCCCUCCUACAGGAUGUUGUGCAGGCUGAGGCUGGGGGCAUGCAUACUGUAUGUCUGUGCCAAAGUGGCCAGGUCUACUCCUUCGGCUGCAAUGACGAGGGUGCCCUGGGAAGGGACACUUCAGUCGAGGGCUCAGAAAUGGUCCCUGGGAAAGUGGAACUACAAGAGAAAGUGGUGCAAGUGUCAGCGGGGGACAGUCACACAGCAGCCCUCACUGAAGAUGGCCGUGUCUUCCUCUGGGGCUCUUUCCGGGACAAUAAUGGUGUGAUCGGGUUGUUGGAGCCCAUGAAGAAGAGCAUGGUGCCUGUUCAAGUGCAGCUGGACGCACAGGUAGUGAAGGUAGCCUCAGGGAACGACCACUUGGUGAUGCUCACAGAUGAUGGAGACCUCUACACCUUGGGUUGUGGGGAGCAAGGUCAGCUGGGCCGUGUACCUGAAUUAUUUGCCAACCGAGGUGGCCGUCAGGGCCUUGGCCGACUCCUGGUCCCCAGAUGUGUGCUGCUGAAAUCCAGGGGAACCCGGGGCCGUGUGAGGUUUCAGGAUGCCUUCUGUGGGGCAUAUUUCACUUUUGCCAUCUCCUGUGAGGGCCACGUGUAUGGCUUUGGCCUCUCCAACUAUCACCAGCUUGGAACUCCAGGCACUGGAUCUUGCUUCAUUCCUCAAAACUUGACAUCCUUCAAGAAUUCCACCAAGUCCUGGGUAGGCUUCUCUGGUGGCCAGCAUCAUACAGUCUGCAUGGAUUCAGAAGGGAAAGCAUACAGCCUGGGCCGGGCUGAGUACGGGCGGCUGGGCCUCGGCGAGGGCGCUGUGGAGAAGAGCACACCCACUCUCAUUUCUCGGCUGCCGGUGGUCUCCUCCGUGGCCUGUGGGGCUUCUGUAGGCUACGCUGUGUCCAAGGAUGGUCGUGUUUUUGCCUGGGGCAUGGGCACCAACUACCAGCUGGGCACUGGGCAGGAUGACGAUGCCUGGAGUCCUGUAGAAAUGACUGGCAAACAGCUGGAGAACCGUGCGGUGCUAACUGUGUCCAGUGGAGGCCAGCACACAGUCUUACUAGUUAAGGACAAGGCACAGAGCUGAUGAAGUCUUCGGGCCUGGCUUCUGGCCCCAACUCCGCUUCACAGAACAGGAAAACAGCCAGCCUCAGAUUCCAGAAGGCCCCUCCCCAACCUUAAGCAGACAUCAUCUUUCCCAUCACUACUGCAGAAUCCUUUUUCUUCUGUUUCGUCCUCUUUCUAGAAUCAUCCUGGUACUUGUAGGAUGUAGGGGAUGGGAGGAGGAGCUCAGGAGGAUCUUUGCUUUCCAGAAGCUUACUUUGUUAGAUCUUUCUUCCCUUUGGUACCUUGCCUCCUGUAGUCCUAGCUGGCACUGGCUCAUUACCCACAAAACUCAAAACUACAUGCAACAUCCUGCCCCCGGGGCUUUGGUGCCCACACUGGAAAAUUGGGAUUUCAUGAAGCCCUGCUUCCCGUGAGCCUCUCUUUCUGUUCCUAGCAGUAGUUUACAAGGACACAGAUGGUUUGUAUUGUCAUCGGAUCCGGUUAUCAUGGACCCAUGCCUGGGGAGAUCUGGGCAAAGGCUUUACAGGGUUCUGGGUGACCUAAGCCAAAUACUUGGCUCUAAACAGGUGUCCAUGGGCAAAAACAUUGGCUUGUUUGAAAAAAACCAACUGUCCUCCCAAAAGCACAAAGCACCCCAGUGUCCCUUGGGUGUCACCUGUUUGCUCCCCAUCAGUCAGCCUUUCUGCCAUAGAGGACUGGAUAGCCAUGCUGGGCUUGGCUGGGCAGUCAAGGCAGGGUAGUGGGGAAGGAGUGGGAGUUGUUUUAUUAUAACGGUGCUGAGGGGAGGAGUGGAGGGAAAGGUGUGGAGGGGCUGAGGCUGGUCCUAAGAAAAGUAACAGUGGCUAAGAAAAUAGUUUUGAUUUUUUUUAACUGUAUAAUAUUUUGGAGGGGAGAGUAAAAUCUUGUAACACUUUGAAUAAACUUAGAGUUUUAUAA